Messenger RNA from Aspergillus terreus NIH2624, 1722 nucleotides. RefSeq names its product putative plasma membrane antiporter. Bases 1 to 1722 code for a protein of 573 amino acids. Gene Ontology annotation, biological process: sodium ion export across plasma membrane; regulation of membrane potential; proton export across plasma membrane. Gene Ontology annotation, molecular function: sodium:proton antiporter activity. Lineage: Eukaryota; Fungi; Ascomycota; Eurotiomycetes; Eurotiales; Aspergillaceae. Gene Ontology annotation, cellular component: plasma membrane. The transcript is spliced from 7 exons. The record is from RefSeq and is a predicted model, not a curated record.
AUGUUGCAUCCGAUUCUUGAUCUCAGCAGUUUCAAUGUUGUCAUCGCUGUGUUAGGUCUCUUCGUCCUCAUCUUUGGCUACAUAUCGCUGCAGCUCAAGCAACGAUGGUAUGUCGGUGAAGCAUUACCUGCCUUCCUUGUUGGCAUCGCGUUUGGGCCCAUUGGUACCAACUUCUUAAACAUCGCUGAGUGGGGUGGAGAUGACGAUGACACGGGCAGUGAGAUAGCUUAUGACUUGGUCCGUCUGGUCAUUGGCAUCCAGCUUGUAAAGGUUGGAUAUCAACUACCAAAGCGAUACCUGAAGCAGCGUUUUGUCGAACUGAUAAUCUGUCUACUCCCACUCAUGGCGAUUCAAUGGCUGAUAACAUCUGCCUGUAUCAAGCUCAUGAUCCCGCGCGUCUCCUUUGCAGUCCCGUACCAGCUCGCAGCAAUGAUCAUAGGCGCAUGCGUCACCUGCACAGAUCCAAUCCUCUCUCAGGCCAUUGCGAAGGGCCCCUUUUCCGACAACUAUGUUCGACGACCACUCCGUGAAUUUAUCUCCGCUGAAGCUGGUGGAAACGACGGCUUUGCGUUCCCAUUUCUGCUGUUGGCCGUUGCGAUCCUGCGGUAUGCCGAAGCACCGGAAAACACUAGAAGUUUAGCCGACUUCGAUCGAGCCAGGGAUGUCCCCGACUUUAUCGGCGCUCCGGACGUGGGACGUCUGGGAGGAGGGGCUGGUCGGGCGUUGAAACAUUGGGUGGUCGAGGGCGUUCUAUAUAUGAUCGUGCUGGGCGCUGCGUAUGGUGCGACGGUGGGGUUUAUCUGUCGCAAGUUCUUAGGAGUGGCAUUGCGCAGGAAAUGGAUCGACAACGAGAGCUUUACACUGAUACCUCUGGCUAUUGGGCUGUUUAUCGUCGGUACAUGUUGUUCCUUCGGCUCUGACGAAACGCUGGCCUGUUUCGUGGCCGGGAAUAUCUUAAACUGGGACGGUGUGUACCACUCCGAGAUCCAAGUCCGCCACGACACCUUCAACACCUCGAUCGAGACGCUCCUGAACUUCUGCGCAUUCAUGUACCUCGGUGCGAUCAUCCCGUGGGACCAGUUCCACGCGCCUGCUCUGAACGGGAUCACGAUCGCGCGCCUUUUCGGACUGGGGUUCUUGGUUCUGGCUCUUCGCCGCAUCCCGGCUAUCCUGAUGGGGUAUCGCUUUAUGCCGAAAGUCUGCAGCACGUGGAAAGAGGCGUUGUUUAUGGGCUACUUCGGGCCUAUUGGCAUCGGCGCGAUUGCGUAUGUCGAAUAUGCUCGCCGGCUGUUCCCCGACUUUGGGAGCAGCGAUGAGGAGAUCGAUACCCUUACGGCGGCGAUGGUGCCGGUUGUCUACUGGCUGGUCCUAUUCUCCGUCAUAAUACAUGGUCUGUCCGUUCCGCUGCUCAACUCGCUCUACAAGGCGUUUGGCGUGCCGCGGGUCUACGACCACCCGGUUGAGGUGUUGCUGCUGUCUGAGAACGAGCCGGCCCCCAACAACAGCACCGUGAAUCGCCAGCGACAUUCUGUCAUGGUCAACAACCGGUUCUCGCGGUCCCCGGAGAGCGAAGACGAGGGAGAGGGCGAGCAAACACGAGAGGAGGAUCAGGUCCAGAUCCUGAGGACAAGCGAGGAGAGACGCUCUGUCGACAGGACCGUGACACUGGAGUCUUUGGACCCGAAGACGGACCGCACCGUGGACACGCGAGACUUGGUAUAG